Messenger RNA from Fusarium sp. VM40, 2256 nucleotides. NCBI's taxonomy places the organism in Eukaryota, Fungi, Ascomycota, Sordariomycetes, Hypocreales, Nectriaceae. The record is from the annotation of a GenBank genome assembly.
AUGUCGCUCUUCUGCGGCCUCAUCCGGCGCCGCAGCGCAAAGGACGACAAGCCCCGGCGCGCGCACACCAUGUCCAUCUUUGGCAACACCAACAUCCAAGCAAUCAGUGCCCUCAAAGGCAUGGUUCGCUUCACAACCGCCGCUUCUCCGGCUCCCAUGCACGGCUGGGAGAAGCCGACGACACAGAAAGCUCCGCCGACCGAUGAAUGCUCCAGCCAAAACUCGGCUCAGCACGCGCCAACCCCUGAUAUCGAUAUACCCGACAUUCAUAUCACCACCGAGAUGCACGAAGCCCUUGACCGUACGUACGAUGAUCUGCGAGGCUCCGAGCCCAGACUCUCCAGAGCCAAAUUCGCCGAAUUCUUGCGAACUGUCCAGGGUGAGAGCGAGAGCGCCGUCAGUGAGCUGGCUAGAGAAUAUUAUACUCUGGGAGAUUUCAAAUACACUUGGGUUACCGAUUUCUCAUGGGAUGCCACGGGACCAUUGCCUGAAAAGGAUCUUUCCAAACCUCUCACAAAUUACUUCAUUAGCAGUAGCCACAACACUUACUUGGUUGGGAACCAGCUUGCCUCUUUAAGUAGAAGUUCACCCGAGGCAUACAGAACCGUUCUCCUUCGCGGAUGCCGAUGUAUCGAGAUAGAUGUAUGGAAUGGCGAUACUAUCAUACCCACAACAAGCGAGAGGUCCGCCAAAAUCGACCACAAGCGUGGGCUGUCAGGCGAAUCUUUCCCCAAUGUCGCUACAACUGUUAUCGAGAAGGUCGAAGACUAUCUUAGUGAGAAGGCUGCCAAUCGUGCCCGUAGUACUAGCUUUGGAAGCCGAAGUUCUUCUCCGAGAUCGAGUCUAAAUCAGAUCCCACUGGAAACCCGAGAGUCUGGCGAUCGUCUUGAUGUUGCGAAGCCUCCCGCCCCACGUCUUAGGCAAACAUUUCCCAAGGAUGAGCCCAUUGUGACCCAUGGAUGGACACUCACCGCGCCAUGUGGUUUCCGAGAGGUUUGCAGAGCCGUCGGCGAGUCUGCAUUUGUUGAUAAUGACCUUCCCAUUAUUGUCAGCCUGGAGGUACAUGCAGACGAGGACCAGCAAGAGGUCAUGGUCAAAAUCAUGAAGGAAGAAUGGGGUGAAAUGCUUGUUGAUAAACCAUUCGAUGAUACUGGUCCCAGACUGCAGUUACCCAAGCUAGACGAGCUGCGGAGAAGGAUUCUUGUCAAGGUCAAGAAGGCUCCUGCGAAGAUCGUGGUGCCACCGAGCACUAUGGAUCUGCCUGCUAUAUACGCAAACGACGAGGACGCAUCUGGGUCUGAGGACGAGCGUCCAUCACAAUGUACGGGACCGUCUUUGUCAGGCACGAACAGCACCUUUUCGUCACAACCAAAGGCACCCAGUUCCAAGGUAAACAUAUGUGAGAACCUCGGCAAGCUGGCUGUCUACACACGCAGUCAACACUACAAGGGCCUUGCAACCAAGGAAGCAAAAAUUCCCGCACACAUCUUCUCUAUCAGUGAGAAUCGCAUCCUCGAACUGCACCAGAAGCAACAUCGCGACAUGUUUACCCAUAACAAGGGAUAUUUCAUGCGUGCCUUUCCCGCCGGCCGGAGGUUCGAUAGCUCGAACCCAGACCCGAGUCUCUUUUGGCGUGGCGGCGUCCAGAUGGUGGCCAUGAAUUGGCAGUAUCUCGACGAAGGCAUGAUGCUUAAUGAGGGUAUGUUUGCAGACGAGAAAGGUUGGGUCCUGAAACCUGAGGGCUACCAGAGCUCCAACAAGUCUGCAGAGACCCAAUGUGAAGCCACGCCAGGCCAUAUUAUGAACCUGACAAUCACUGUUCUCGCCGGUCAGCACAUUCCGAUUCAAGCCGGCGACGCAGGCGAUGCCAGCCGCUCUGCUAGUACCUUGCGUCCAUUGAUCAAGGCGGAACUGCAUGUUGAUAAGCCCACCGACACGGAGCGUGAUGCAUAUACGCAGGAACACAAGUACAAAGACAAAACGGAUGUCGGCAAGACGGACCAUCCCGAUUUCGGGCCUCACGGCUCAUCCCUCAAGUUUCUCAACAUUCCCAAGGUGGUAGAGGAGCUCAGUUUUAUCAGGUUCAAGGUUGAAGACGAUUCUUCCAAACUCGGUAGCUCGCCGCUUCUUGCCUGGGCUUGCAUUCGUCUAGACCGUCUCCGCCCUGGAUAUCGAUUCAUCCGACUUAUGGAUUGCAAACCCCGCGCCAUACCAGGCGGCAAGCUUUUGGUCAAGAUCCAGAAGACGCUGGUAUGA